CUACUGCAAAGUUGUCUGCAUCUACGUGAAUCACCAGCUAUCGAUUACCGCUCGGACAACGGCUUCAGCAAGUAAACAAAACCUUGACAUCGAGGGAGAAGAGUAUUUUUGCAGUCCCUAAUCUUAAAAUUAAAUCUUAAAAUUUAGCAGUUCCAACAAAAGUAUAGAUGCAUGAGCGCAUGAUUCGGGCGAUCCGCGUUGUGGAGUUGCUGGCUAUUUGCCUUUUGCUAGGCCAGGCCCUGCUUUACGGCACUGCUGAAGCUCUAGAAGAGUCGUCGGAGGAACAGCUCAUUGGCUGGCGAGGCGAAACAUACAGCGGCCAGCAACCGCCCCCUGCGGUCUCUGACCCCGAAGUCGGCUGGAUAGAGACCAUUUCAUGGGCUCCACGAGCAUUCAUCUAUCAUAACUUCCUGGCGCCCGAGGAAUGUGACCACCUCAUAAGCCUCGCAAAGCCAAAGUUGGAGCGCAGUCAGGUGGUGGGGCCGCCCAAUCAGACCAUCGACCCCAUCCGAACCAGCUUCUCAGCUAGCAUCGGGUACGGCGCAACCCCCAUCGUCAAGUCCAUAGAGGAGCGGAUAUCGCGAUGGACGCACCUGCCCAUAUCGCAUCAGGAGCCCAUGGAGGUGCUGCGCUACGUGCACGGACAGAAGUACGACGCACAUUGGGACUGGUUCGACAAGUCUGAGUACAACGAGCGGGAGGGCAACCGGCUGGCCACGGUGCUCAUGUACCUGUCUGACGUGCCUCGCUCCGCGGGCGGUGAGACGGCCUUCCCGCUGGGGGUGCCCAUCGACGAGGCGCGGCAGGGGGUGGAGGGGCGCGGCUACUCGGAGUGCGCGGGCAGGAGCGGCAUCGCCGUGCGGCCCAGGAAGGGCGACGUGCUGUUGUUCUGGGACCUGGAGCCGGACGGUCAGCAGCCCGACCGGCACAACCUGCACGCCAGCUGCCCCACCUUCGCGGGUGGGACCAAGUGGACCGCCACCAAGUGGAUUCACAACCGGCCCCUCAUACCGGGGUGAGAGCAGCUGGUGUGGCGGGGUGGGGUGUAGGGCACGGAAGAUGGUGGAGCGUCUGCAUGUGUAGGUGACGAGCGUUCCCUGCAUGUGGAGAGGUAGAGAUGGCAGUGCGGCCUAGCGGCGAGUACUGCCGGUGGUGAUGAGCUGAUGGCAGGGUUGUCAGGUUGGCUGGUGGUGGUGACGGCUGUGACUACCGAGGUGCUGCUAGAUGCAGAGAGGAGAGAUGGAUGUGGCUUUCCUGUGCAGACCUUUUGCUGGUCCUGGCCGCCUGAGUGUUGCACAUACGCAAUGGACGAGGGGGCAGUUGUCCCUGCAUUCACCUAACUGUGUUUGCAUGCGCAAUCAGCUGUGAGCGUGUGUACAGUGACGGUGAGUUAGCUGAUGCGCCAUGGGA
Astrephomene gubernaculifera is the source of this 1410-nucleotide messenger RNA. Lineage: Eukaryota; Viridiplantae; Chlorophyta; Chlorophyceae; Chlamydomonadales; Astrephomenaceae. The record is from the annotation of a GenBank genome assembly.